AUGUUAAAUAAAAAUGGUUGCCCAGAAUGCAAGCUCAAGGAAAAUAAAUACUUCUCCAAGCUGGGUGCCCCAAUUUAUCAGUGCAUGGGCUGCUGCUUCUCCAGAGCAUAUCCCACACCAGCAAGGUCCAAGAAGACAAUGUUGGUUCCAAAAAACAUAACUUCAGAGGCCACAUGCUGUGUGGCCAAAGCAUUUACCAAGGCCACAGUAAUGGGAAACGCCAAAGUGGAGAACCACACGGAGUGCCACUGCAGUACUUGUUAUUAUCACAAAUCUUAAAUAUUUUGCAAAGUACCAUGUCGAUGACUGCUGAUUUCCUGGAAUGGAAAAUUAAGUUGUUCGGUGUUUAUGGCCUUGAGAGAUAAAAGCCUCCUUUUCUUUACCAUACCAUUCUGACACGCUUCAAAGAGAUACUGCAGCUUUAUUGCCUUUUUCCUCAUCCUACAGUGCAAUCAGUAGUCUAUCGCUUUUCAUUUGGAAUGAAAUACAGCAUUUAGCCAGUUCCACUGCAAAUAAAGCCUUUUAAAUCAUCAUUCAA
Molecule: messenger RNA, 538 nt
Organism: Propithecus coquereli (Coquerel's sifaka)
Lineage: Eukaryota; Metazoa; Chordata; Mammalia; Primates; Indriidae
Gene: CGA
Product: glycoprotein hormones, alpha polypeptide
Exons: 3
Coding region: 1-279 (92 amino acids)
Biological process (GO): positive regulation of steroid biosynthetic process; thyroid hormone generation
Cellular component (GO): extracellular region; follicle-stimulating hormone complex
Molecular function (GO): follicle-stimulating hormone activity
Source: RefSeq, a predicted model, not a curated record